UACUAGUGUAGAUAACAUGUAACCUUGUACCAUCAACAACAUGGGUGUCAAGAAAACAGCGUUUCUCAUCGUGGUGGUGGUUGUGAUCAUAAAGUCCAAUGCUGUGCGAGUACAGUCUCCUGAUCUAUCAUGCCACAAGCCAUUACCACAUUACAAACCUGUCAGAACUUAUGCAAGACCACACGAAUAUUUGGAUUUAUCUAAUCUACCCAGAGAAUGGGACUGGAGAAACAUAAAUGGCACAAACUAUUGCAGUGCCACAAGAAACCAACAUAUUCCACAAUUCUGUGGUGCUUGUUGGUCAAUGGCUACUACUAGUGCACUAGCAGAUAGGAUUAAUAUUAAAAGAAAGGCUGCGUGGCCUCUAGCUUUUCUGUCCGCCCAAAAUGUCAUUGAUUGUGGUCAAGCAGGUACGUGUUAUGGUGGGGAUCACAGAGCUGUUUAUGUUUAUGGUAACCAGAAUGGAAUACCGGAUGAGACCUGUAAUAAUUACCAAGCAACCAGUGACCAAGCAUGUAACGAGUUUAAUUCAUGUGGUACAUGUACAACUUUUGGUGAAUGUGAAAAAUUACAGAACUACACACUGUGGAAAGUUGGUGAUCAUGGACAAGUAACUGGUCGAUUAAAUAUAAUGGCUGAAAUCUAUAAAAAUGGUCCCAUAAGUUGUGGGAUUGACGCUACUCUUAAAGUGCAUAGUUACCGCAGUGGAGUGAUCUCUGAAAGAACGUUUUACAACUUUAUUAAUCACGUGGUUUCUAUAGUUGGUUGGGGUGUCGAUGACGUAGCUGGCGAAUAUUGGAUUGUAAGAAAUUCAUGGGGAGAACCCUGGGGUGACAAUGGUUGGUUUAAAAUAGUAACAAGUGCGUCUCACAAUGGUGAUGGAGCAAAAUACAAUCUGGGAAUUGAAGAUUCGUGUGCAUACGGCGAUGUGAUAAUACCACCAGCACCGUAGAUGUCUUUAAGAGGACAUUGUUACUUUACCUAGAAAAUAAAAAUCUUAAACAAUGUCAUAUUUAAAAUAACCUAAAAGUUAAUUAUUGGAUAUCCAAACUUCAUAAUACUACUUUGAAUAAGUCAUUUUCCUCGAGCGUUAUGUAAAGUCCCCGGAAAUAAUGGAUUGACAGACCUUUGUCAAACAUUGUAUAAAUUCGGAUUUUUACACGCCUAUCCCUUGAUGUUGAACGUCAUGUGCCCAUUGGUGGUGGAGCAAAAUACAAUAUGGGAAAAGAAGAUUUGCAUGUUGGCUACUAAAUGUAAAUUGUUAUUUGCUUUAAUUUUUGCAACCUUUUAAUAAAUAAAAUAUGCGGUAUGAUAAUACAGAGAU
This is a messenger RNA of Patella vulgata (common limpet), 1324 nucleotides long. Its product is annotated as cathepsin Z. The transcript has 7 exons. Gene Ontology annotation, cellular component: lysosome. The coding region runs from base 41 to 952 and encodes 303 amino acids. Gene Ontology annotation, molecular function: cysteine-type endopeptidase activity. The record is from RefSeq and is a predicted model, not a curated record. NCBI's taxonomy places the organism in Eukaryota, Metazoa, Mollusca, Gastropoda, Patellidae.